UGGGCUCUCGUGACGUAAUUUUCCCGCCACGGCGAGCAGCGUGGGACUUCCGGGUGCAGUGUGCGGGACUGGGAAACGUGCUUGGGAAAGUGCUUUGCGCGCGAGCUGCCUGAAACAGUACAUUUUAAUUUAUUUUACAUUAUUAUUUUUUUCCACAAGAGCCUUGAGCAUGCCUUCUGUUGAUGACUGGAUUAACAACCCGCUGGGUGUUGUCGAUGGGAUCUUUGCUCAGUUCAGUUCCAGUCCAGACUGGGAGAAGAAAGCAGUGGAAUAUUUCAAAGAGAAACUGAAAGUAAACGAUGCCCAGUCCUGGGUUCCCUCUCUGAAUGAUGUGCCUUUGCACUACCUGAAGCCCAACAGCUUAGUGAAGUUUCGCUGUAUGGUCCAGGACAUGUUUGAUCCCGAAUUCUUCAUGGGAGUUUAUGAAACAGUGGAUCCUUCAACAAAUGCAAAAGUUUUGAGAUGCGGGAAGUACAAAGAUGUUACUGACUGUGGGCAGGUGGAUUUCAACUCAAGAAAAACGGUUACUUCAGAGAGGCAGACUUUUUACUGUGUCCCUAUCCCAGGAGAAUCUCAGUGGGUGAAGGAAAGCUUUGCUGCUGCCAGUCAAGCACGAGUAGUACCCUCCACGUCCUACACUCCAAACAGGCACAAACGCAGCUAUGAAGAGGAUGAAGAAAUGGACACACAGAAUCAGCAGAGUAAAGAAAUCUCUGGUCUACAGAACGUAUCCGACUCCCAUAGGAAUGUAGACUCGAAACGUUUGGAGACAGAAGCUCCUAGUCAGAACACGUCGCCUUCCCACUGUUCAUCUACCCUAGAUCUGAACUUCCCUCUGCCAGGAGAGAAAGGACCAGCCUGCAUGGUUAAGGUAUACAACGAGUGGGACAGCUUCAAACUGAACGACAUGCUGGAGAUCUUCGGCAUUCUUUCAGUCGACCCUGCUCUCAGCUUGGUAGCUGAAGACAAGGAAGCCUCAUCUUUUCUGGACCCCACAGAGAGCAUGGAGACUGUAGAGGAGCAGAGAGCUCACAGUCCUCCUACAUCACUUGUGCCUCGACUACACAUGCUGUACGCUGAGCCGCUACAGCACAACAAUCCACUGCUGCCCUCUGUUUCAGAGGACAAGGGAGCCUUUUCAAACGGUGUCAAAAGCGAGAUGAGUUCAGUCAGAGCCGAGCUGCUCGCUUACCUCACACACGUCUUCCUCGGUGACUCACUGGCGGCUGAGUACCUCAUUCUCCACCUCAUCUCCAGCGUGUAUGCCAGACGAGAUGUUCUUCCUCUGGGAAAAUUUGCACUGAACGUCAGUGGCUGCCCCCACACUUCUCCCUACACAGACCAGCUCUACCAAAUCAUCCAGCAGCUUGUGCCAUCUUCAUAUCGGCUAUGCAUGAGCCUCCAGAACAUGAACACACAGCGAAUGGUUCCACGCAAAGACUACACAGCCAACCGGCUGGUAACUGGAGCUCUGCAGCUGGGCAGAAACACUUCUUUGAUUCUGGAUGAGACACAGCUUGAGCAAGGUCAACUGGACACAACAGGUGUGCGGAACAUUACAGCGUGGAACCUGAUCUCCUGGCAGAAGGUUGAUUACGUUAACUAUCACCAGAUGGAAUUCCCCUGCAAUAUUAACGUUCUCAUCAUGUCCGAGGGCCGAUCACUGCUCCCGUGUGACUGUCAGGUACAUCUGCAUCCCGCUAUGAACCCCCCUAACCUGGAGGAGUACCUAAAGACUCUACAACAUUCACAACUUUCAUCUCAGCUCAACAAAUACCGCGUGUACCUCACCGUGGCUCGCUCACUGGAUUACAGCAUCUCAGACCAAAUUACUAAGGCGGUAGAAGAAGACUUUGUCGAAAUGCGUAAGGACGACCCUCAGAGUAUUUCUGCAGAGGACCUGCACAGGAUGCUGGUAGUCGCAAGACUGCUGUCUUUAAGUUAUGGCCAGUCAACUCUUUCCAGAGAAAACUGGAUGAAAGCCAAGCAGCUGGAAAUUCUGCGGACCAGCCGGACACAACAGACACAACAGCAUAAAUGCGUGAACGGCAACGAGCCUUAAAACUUAUCAGAGUUUCUUAUUAACUGCUUUAGCGGUAACAAUUUGUCUAUUAAGUAUUAGGGAUUUCUCUUUUUGUACAGCACCUAGGUGUUUUAUUUUUUCUUUCUUUCAUUUUUUACUUGACCCUUUUUAAAGGAUUGAGGAAAUAAAUAAAUAAAUAAUUGGGUAAUUUUGAAAAAAUACUAAUUGUCUUGGGGGGGGGGUUUCCACACACGUGCACAUAUAAAUUAAUAAUGUAAAAAAGCUAAUCUGAAGAAGAAAUCCUCCAAGUGUAAGCUGAGCAUUCUAGCUCAGUACAUUAUUAGACAAAAUUCUGAUUAAAUAUUAUUAUACUUCUCCUA
Molecule: messenger RNA, 2403 nt
Organism: Silurus meridionalis
Lineage: Eukaryota; Metazoa; Chordata; Actinopteri; Siluriformes; Siluridae
Gene: mcmbp
Product: minichromosome maintenance complex binding protein
Biological process (GO): DNA-templated DNA replication
Molecular function (GO): chromatin binding
Source: RefSeq, a predicted model, not a curated record